This is a messenger RNA of Amoebophrya sp. A120, 2918 nucleotides long. Lineage: Eukaryota; Dinophyceae; Syndiniales; Amoebophryaceae. The record is from the annotation of a GenBank genome assembly.
AUGCAGACGCUUGCCGCUACAGGCGUCCAGGCGCACCUCGCGAAGGCCUUCUGUGCCAACCUGCACACCCUUUCCCCAGGUCAGUUCGCGUUCACACUUUUCAGCGUGGCCAAAUUUGAGCUGAGUGCCGAAGUGAGGAAUCAGCUCGUGGUUGCGCUGACCGACACUGUUCUGAGAAUGUCUACAUCGUCUGAUGCCGGAAGACAUCAAACAAACGACGAUCAGAAACGGGGCACAACUUCUGCAAAGCCCUCCGCACAGCUUGCCCUGCGCAACUUCCCCUCCGAGUCGUCUGUUGGAAUGAUGCUUUCCGGGUUUGUGUCUGUGAUAUCUCCCUCCUCCUCGUCGGCGUCGCAAAUAGGGGGAGUCGAAGGGAAAGCAAAUGGCACGAACGUGGAAGGGCGAAAUCUCACUGCACAGCUAUCCAUUGCACUUCGCAAAUGUCUGGUGCCGGAACUGUUGCACAUGUAUAACAGUUCGUGCGAUGUUGACAUCCAGGAGGAGAAGGUCAGCGGAGAAAAUCUUCCGGAGCAAGGUAUUACUUCCUCUCACACGACAAGCAUAUUAGCACCAGCAUCGAGUUCCUCGUGGCAAUUCCUAGCCCAGCUACGAGCCUUCUUGCAGCUCGUCUGCCUGGAGCCUCAAGAAAAUGAUGAUGGGGUGAACGAUGCGGAGGCAUUGUCUGACUUGUCCGCGGCCCGGACCACUACGGUUGGAAACAAUGUUCAGGAUUUGGUACACCUUCUGGAGAACCGCUAUGCAAAGAUUGCCAACGACAUGCAAAGCGCGGCUGUCGCUGCCGCGACUGGGUUUGCGAAUGCCGUGGAGGGGAAGGUUUUGGCAACGAAGAAGCUGCAAGAGGUAUUAAACCUAAAGGAGAACAAGACUGCCCGCCCUGUUGGUGAUCAUUUUGCUGUACUAGCGGUGAACCUGUCGUGCAAGAAGUUGGAGAAGAUGUUCCGCCGGCAAACUGGGUUGAAGAAGAAGAAUUUCAAAGUUGUGUCAAGGUUCUGUGCUUCUGAACCCGAACAACGUACGCCGGAAGGACCUGAACCACAACCAGCAGCGGAAAGAAAUACCUGCACAACGAGGACGACCGUAAGAAAAAUCACAACCGUGGCCGACGCCUCGGUAACGAAGUUCCUGGAGCAAGCCACCUCCGGCGCUAGCACCUCCGACGAAGCUUGUUCAGCCUCCUCCUCAGGAGCCAGUUGUUUCUCCUCGCCACCGAGGCUUAUUAUCGUCGAAGCCAGCACCAACCGGGAGGCGACGAGCUUUUUGUUGCAUAGUUUCGUCGAGGGGCAGCUGCUACAGACGCCUCGAGACCACGGAACGGAUCGCGACACGGGAAGCGAAGUUGACGCCGAAGGAGAGUCCGAAAGUAGAGUAAAAUCUGUCGAUGUUCUACUCCUCGGCCGGGAGAAUACGGGAAUUUCCACCACUUGGGUGCAGCAUUUCCGCGAGCUGGCCACGACAAAUAUAUCUUCAUCCACUCCGAACAAAGAAGCGUCGGCUUGUGAUGCAACGUCACGUAUUAAUGAAGAACCUUGUUCCUGUUCGUGGAGUUUGAAAGCCGUCUACAGCCUGACACCGCCUGCGGACGAUCGUGGUUGCAACGAUGUCGCAAAUACUGGCGGGGCGAUUCUCCACCUGCAAUGUUCAUUCACGAGAAAAACAAGUGCCAAGGAAAAUCUUGUCCGCAGCACGCAGACGCGCAACAUUUUAAAGCCAACCUCCGUCCUCGGAGUCCAGACUGAGUUGCAGAAGGUGCUCGCGUUCUUGCCGGAUCAAAAUACAACUGCGGCUGGUGGCGCCACGUCUUCAAAAGCAGCUCCGAAAGAAAAGUGGUACGUCUACCCGGGUCUCUUCGCCGGUGGCACUGUUGACAAGAUGACGGCUUACUUGCUGCAAGUGGUGAGCAAAAACUUCGACACGAUGAGGAAUUUCGACUGCAAAACUCCGAGGACCUCGCCAUUCGAGAUCCUAGACUUCUGCUCCGGGUCUGGUGUGUUGGCCCGUGGGGUGCUGGAUUGGAUCAACGUCAACCAUAAAAGAAAGAAAGCGCCACUCGCAGUCGAACUCGAUCUGCUCGACAACGACGCCCUGGCCCUUCUCGCAGCAAAGAAAAACGUCCCCGAGAGCCGGAGUUUUUACCUGUCGAAUUGCUUCAAAACACUCCUACUAGAUAGUGCUGACAGCGAACAACAGGAACUACAAGCUAGUGCACCAGCUGCUGCGGCAAGAGCGGAAACUACGGUAAGAACACACGUGACGUACGACCUGAUCCUAUCCAACCCGCCCGUCCACGAUGGGACCAACGCCGAUUGCUUCUCCGUUGUGGAGGAUCUGCUGGGGAAGGCGGAGAGGUUUCUGAAAACCAACGGUGAGCUCUGGUUGGUCGCACAGAACUACAUUCCUGUCGGCUGUAUGUUCGACAAAGUGAGGAGCGCCGCGGUGAUGUCGAACAAGAGCAAAACUACGAACAAGAUGAACGAGCAAAAAUCAUUUUCGUCCCUGCAAUGUGUCAAAUUGUACACGAAUGGCCGGUUCUCCGUGUGGAGGUUCGCAAAAACUUCUACGGGAAUUCGUGUCUGUGAAGAGGGGGCAGAAUCAAGAACAUCCCGAAGGAUAACAGGUGGCGGCGCAGAACAAAGACAAAGAACUAAGACGACCAAGAGGCAUCGGAAACGAAGCAGUGAGCAUCAAGAUGAGUCUCCUCAGCAUGCAGUCGCAGGCACGCCAGACACCGAGGAGCCUGUAAAGAAGAAAAAGAAGCAGAAGAUGUAGAUCAUGGUUCCUCCGCGUAAAACAGGAAAAAUAAAAAAUGGCUUAUUGAUUAACGAAGACCAUCGCAGUUGGUUGCGCGAACAUAUUUUUCGAACCUACUUGCUGUUUGCUCAGUCAUGGCGACACUGGUG